AACAACGAACUAUAUGACAACAUAAGGAUGAACAUAUUCACGGCAUGGUAUCUUCUAGUAGAUUUAAAGACAUCUUCCGAGAUGGUAAGGAGAGAAAAAUAAUUUAUGAUCCCGAGACAUAAAUCGCUAGGCAUGUCAAGCCGAGGUGAAAAUAUUAAACUAUUGUUGACAAAGGAAUAGAGUUGUUUUUUCCCUAAAAUAUAUACGCGGGAUGUUUGAGAACCACUGUUUUCAUCUCAUUGUUUCCAACAUCCUCGUUUGUCUUGUUUGUUUAUCUACAACUAAAACUUUAUGGCUAUACGCAGCAAUCAUGCAAAGUUUUCUUGCCCUAAUUCUUGGUCAACUUGUGUUGUUACUGUUAGUCAGUACAGUAGUCAGUGAUAGUCCCAGAUUAGAUCAAGAUAUCAUUGUACUUUCCAAUAAUGCCGUCGACAUUGAUAGCGAUCAAGCAUCUGUCUAUGGGGAAUGGUCUUUCAAAGACAAUAUAAUGGAAACGCCCAAUACACCAUCCACUCCGGACGAAGGUUUAACGGGAAUCUUAUACGAUCUAGGAUUAGCUUGCUCAGCAAAUGCUUCUGACGCCUUACCACCGCCUAGCAGCUUAGACAGCAUGCCAAAAAUAGCUUUAAUCAGGCGAGGACAGUGCUUCUUUAACCAAAAACUACUUUACGCUCAGAUGGAUGGAGCAAUAGCAGCUAUUGUUUAUGACAAUGUUUCCUUUGCUGAUGAUCCAUUAGCCACCUAUGGAAUGUCUAUUGCUCCAGAUACAAUCAAUAUAACAGCGUUUUAUGUUGAUCUGAACGUUGGCCUCGAGUUAUACGAAAGGCUAAAAAACAUCACGCAAUUUAAUCUUGACAAUACGCGCAACAGUGGUAAUAGCACAGAUAAUCGUCCCAAUCUACAUCUGACAAGAGUGACUAUGUAUUCAGGAACUACUUCUGGAGCGUCAAGUUGGCAGUAUGCGCUGGUCGUUGUUGGCGGUGUACUAAUUUUGUCGAUUUUAACAUCUGUUGCCCUACAUUUUCAUAUAUGGCGAAGCAGACGAAGAAGGAGUGUACAGAUGGAAGAGCAAGCUACCAUACCAAUGAGUGAUCGUAAUCAGGCGGUGACAAGCUACAGACAAGUGCUGGAACCGUUUCUCUUGGAUAUUUUCCCGACUAGAACAGUGAGCCGCGAUCAGUCUUCAAAAGAUAAUAUCUAUUCUGAACCUAUUGGUCGUAGCGCAAUAUCUUUAACGGAUUUGCGAGAGAUCAUGGUAAUCGAUGAUAGUUCUUAUUACGAAAAACCAAGAGCAAAAUCAGUAUGCGAUGAAGUGCUAUAUAACGACAAGGAUAUUAGCGUAUUCUCAAGUGAAGAUGUUGACGCCGACAAGAGGGUGGACUGUGUUAUAUGCUUAGAUGGGUACAGUGAAGGCGAUGUUCUACGCCGUUUGCCGUGCGGGCAUGAAUAUCACCGUGACUGCAUAGAUCCGUGGCUGACGAAACGAAGUGCCUCCUGCCCACUCUGUAAAAGGGAUCUGUCACUUGUUCAACCCCCAGAAGAGUCUCAUAUUGAUUCACCCAUGGCGACUUAUCAACGCCGUCGAUCGGCUUCAGCGGACGAUGUCACUCGCCUUUGGGAGCGGUUAUCCGACGAUUUGGAUGUAGCCAUUCGGCAAAAUCCCGGCCUGCAUGCCGAUCCAUCAGGCAACACCACCAGGCGCAACGAUGAUAACGCAUAUUAAGCUUUGCUUGGAGCUGCUUGAUGCCCUAAAUUCCGAUAAUUCUUUACCAAUAAUCACACUGUAUAAGAAGCCUGUAAUUAUCAAGAGAAGUAAUUAAAAAAAAAUUGAAC
Umbelopsis ramanniana AG is the source of this 1833-nucleotide messenger RNA. RefSeq lists its product as uncharacterized. The record is from RefSeq and is a predicted model, not a curated record. The transcript has 6 exons. Bases 212 to 1723 code for a protein of 503 amino acids. Lineage: Eukaryota; Fungi; Mucoromycota; Umbelopsidomycetes; Umbelopsidales; Umbelopsidaceae.